Molecule: messenger RNA, 2171 nt
Organism: Puntigrus tetrazona (Sumatra barb)
Lineage: Eukaryota; Metazoa; Chordata; Actinopteri; Cypriniformes; Cyprinidae
Gene: scel
Product: sciellin
Exons: 29
Coding region: 149-1816 (555 amino acids)
Biological process (GO): epidermis development
Cellular component (GO): cytoplasm
Source: RefSeq, a predicted model, not a curated record
UGGUGUGUGUCAUACGAAGCCACACCUUUCGCUGGUCUUGCCUUCCCUACCCAGGUCAAAUAUGUAAGAGGGGAAGAGCAGCAAACUGUACGUUAUUCUCACUAAACCUCUGUCACAUCCCUCGCACCUGAAAUACCCAGCGUAAACCAUGUCUUUCACUCCAAAUCCAUACAGCAAAACCCAAACAGUCACAACUUCAAGCACUAGAUCCACUAAAUCCCUGCUGAAGGACAAUAGCUGGAUUAAGACAAACGUGAACCAGGAUGAACAAGUCGAACGGGAUUCGAAUUUCGGCAAAAGCGUCCUGAGUCGCUACAAGUCCAACGAAAACCUCGUCAGCCCUCAGGACAAAACUAGCAAAACCGAGAGCAAAACCGGCACCGUCUCCACUUCGUCGGGCACCUCUGUCCAAGCUCUCUCUAAAAGAUUCGGUGGCAGCCAGGACAAACUGAACGAAACCAGAACCACAGGAACUAAAACAACCGUGAAAACGGAGCCGAGGAGAAGCUCUACUUCUACAACAACGACGACGACGGUUAAAGAGGGCCAGAAGAUAACCGAGACAACUGUGACCACUACCAAGCAGGAUGUGGUGAAGACGUCUACUAAGUCUGAAACGCUCGCUGAUAAAGACGCCAAGAGCUCCAGUGGUUUCAAAACUGAGGUCAUUACUGUCAAGUCAUCAAAGGACACUGUCGAUGGACCGGCCUCACCGGUCAAGACCACCACAAGCAUCAAAACCUACACCAAAGAGGAACCUGCACCAACUAAAACAACGUCGUACUCCGUCCGGUCCACAAAGAGGACUGAGGAUCAACUGUUUGAUACCCUCAUACCAACACCCAUCAAAUCAGUAAGCACUAAACCUGACAGCAGUGACUCCAAGACUGAGGUGGUUACCGUGAAGACGUCGAAGGACAUCAGCGACGUACCAACUUCACCUGUCAAGACCACUACCAGCAUCAAGACCUACACCAAGGAGGAUGUUUCCCCAAUUAAAACAACGUCCUACAGCACAAAGAGUGACUCCAAGACUGAGGUGGUUACCGUGAAGACGCUGAAGGACAUCAGCGACGUACCAAGUUCACCUGUCAAGACCACUACGAGCAUCAAGACCUACACCAAGGAGGAUGCUUCGCCGAUUAAAACAACGUCCUACAGCACAAAGAGUGACUCCAAGACUGAGGUGGUUACCGUGAAGACGUCGAAGGACAUCAGCGACGUACCAACUUCGCCUGUCAAGACCACCACAAGCAUCAAAACCUACACCAAGGAAGAUGUUUCGCCAGCUAAAACAACAUCAUCUUAUUCUGUCCGAUCCACAAAGAGCACCGAGGAUCAACUCUUCGAUACCCUCAUACCUUCAUCAAUCAAGUCAGCCAACGCAAAAGCCGACAGCAGUCGCGAGGAUGUGUCCGUCUCCAAAUCCAUCAGAACCGUGUAUUCAUCAAACGAGAGAGAUGAGUGGAGUACGGUCUCGAGUCCUUCUUACACCAGGACGUCAUACACAGAGAGCAGACCUGUUGAUUACCUGUCGGACACGCUCACAUCAAAAACCACCACCACUGUGUACGCUCCGCCGGAAAGGGUAGUAAGUGGGAAGGACAUCUGCACAGUCUGCCGUAAAAACAUGUACACGGAUGAAAAGAUUGUCCUGGACGAUAUGAACAUCAACUGUCACGCAAGUUGCUUCAAGUGCGGGGUGUGUAACGUGUCUCUGGGGCACCUGAAGGCAGGGGACAGUUUGUGGGUGUACCGUCGGGCCAUUCACUGUGAAAGCUGCUUCGGUGUCACUAAGGGCAAAUGGCUGCACUGAAACAACGUUUAGCAGUAACAGAGUGAUGUUAUGAGAGAUGGCAAAUAUACUUGCCUCCUCCAAAACUUUCCCAUGGCUUUGAUUUGGACUCCUAUCAAACAGUUUAUGGUGGUGGACUUUCGUCUGAUAAUAGACUUUGGGGUUUAUUAAUUGCAUUGAUUGCUAUUCUCCCCAGUAAUGCGACAAGGCUCUUAUCUGAUUACCGAAAUAAUAAGAAUACUAUUUAAAAAGAAUAUUUUUCCUAAUACAUAAUAUUGAAUAUUUUUGGAGAUGCUUUAUAUUUUUCUUCAAUUUUGUUGUAUUAUUGAAGCUUAUAUGGUGAGAAAUGUCAUAAUAAAGUUUUCAUCUGAUUGUU